Messenger RNA from Aureobasidium musti, 1594 nucleotides. The record is from the annotation of a GenBank genome assembly. NCBI's taxonomy places the organism in Eukaryota, Fungi, Ascomycota, Dothideomycetes, Dothideales, Saccotheciaceae.
CACUUCGCCUACCAUGGCUGACACAUACCUUUCUUUCUUGCGCUCGCCAACCGAGUCUGCGCUUGCAUCUGAUGCUGCCCUUCAUUACAUCACCACUACUACCUCAAUCCACGACUCUGCCGCCAUUUUUAAGCACUACCAGGCUCAAGAGAAGGUCCUUAAGAAGAAGUCGGAAAAUGUCUUGAGCUCUUACGGUAGCUCCGACGGUGCCGUCGUCGAGACCGACACCACCUUCGAGUUCAUCCGCGGAGGCGGCGCUAUCCUUCCUCAGAUGGAUGACAACAUGCUGGCCGACUCAGUCGCUACUCUCCCCAUGCUUCCAAUUCUUACACACAUCAGNGUACACGUCGUCCAAUACAACGCGCAAGGCAAGAUCAGCCAGAUCAGACUCUACUGGGAUCAAGCAACCAUGCUUAGACAGGUUGACGCCAUUGGCAAAAGCGGUCGCAACUGGCCCAUCCGCGACGGCACCAACAUGAUCAAGACUAUCAAGAACAGCAUCAACAACGCCGGCUCCACUACUGCAUCUCUGCCCACACGCCCCGCCUCGAACGACGUAAGCAGAUCGACCCAGUCGCAAGCCGGCGCCCGUCAGAACGGUGACUUCCACGCUCGCUUGUUCGCCACUGGUGAGGGUCAGGAACCCCGUAGCCAGGCCAACGCCAACCCUGAAUAUGCUGUUCGUACAUCGGCCAAGCCCGCUCCUCGUCAAAUGGAUGAAAUCUUCGCAAACGGUAGUUCUAACGAAGGUUACAAGCCCGAAGGAAAGCCCAAGGCCGGUUCUGGCAAGAACUUCCAAGACAACCGUCUCUUCGACGAGAACACACAGCCUCAACGAAUCCUGUCUCCCGAAAGCAAGAAGAUCGACCCCAGAAAAUAUGACCAUUUCGAGUUCUCCACAGCCGAGGGUGGUGCUUCUGCUUCCGAUCUUCACAGACGCAAGUCCACCAAAGGCUCGACGCACACCAGCAACUGGGACUUCCAGGAUUUCACCACUCCCGAGAAGCACAAGCCUAGACCCAACCCUGAGCAGGAGCGUCACAUUGGUCCUGGUGUAGAUGAGGAUCAAAUCUCUCCCGAGAAGCGCCCUAUUGUUCAUGCUGCUCGUCCGGAUGCCAACGCUCACUUCGAGAUUUCGGAUGACAGUCCUGCUGGCCCCAAGGCACCGUUCAGCAACCACACUAAUGUCGACAAGUCCAGACGUGGUGAUGAGUACCAACCUCACUUCAACAUUGGACAAUCGGAUGGUCCCAAGAAGAUCUACAAGACUGCAGGAAACGGAAUGGGCGGUCGUGCUGGCGCUCCCACGCUCUGGGAUGAGCCCGAAGAAGCCGCUCCUGAGAAGCCAAUCUACAAGACUUACGGCAACGGCAUGGGAGGACGCAGAGACGGUGGCCUUUCUUGGGAUAUCGGUGAUGAGGGCGACAGCUCCAGACAACCCGCCAUCUACAAGACACGAGGCGAUGGUAUGGGAGGUCGCCGCGACAAGAACGCCACCACUGAGAACGACGCUGUCUCGGGCGCCAAGGGUUAUGCAUCUUCAGCACGCGCUCAGAACUACCACUCUUCUCAAAGAGAUGACGAAUAUGAGUUC